CCCGAUACUAUACUAGUAUACAAAGUCUUAUGCAAGGCAAAAAUGCGUAUCGUAUCCAAAAAUUAAAUUAAAUAAUUAAUCAACACUAAUUCCAGAUUACACCCAUAAUUAGUACGGGCUACUAUAUAAAUGCACCCUUUCUUCUUCACAUUUCUUCAACACUUCAACCUUUCUUCAACACUUCGCAUUUCAAAUUUUCUUCCUUUUUUCUGUCAAAAAUUUUCUCUUUUCUUCUGCAGAAAUGGUGGAUUACAUUACAAAAGCUAAAAGGUGCAAAUUUGACAAUUCUGCUAAUUUUGGCUCUGUUUCAAAACAUGAUGAUGAAGUUACUGCUGAAUUCUAUCAGAAAUCUGCUACUUCCUUCAAAAUUGACAAAUCUUGGGAUCAAGCUGGGUCUGCCUACAUCAAGUUGGCGGAGUGUCACUUGAAGUCCAAUAGAGUUCAUGAAGCGGCUAAUGCUUAUGUAGAAUCGGCAAGCUGUUAUAAGAAGAUAUCUCCCAUACAGGCCAUAUCAUGUCUUGAGCAAGCUGUGAACCUUUUCUUGAAUAGUGGGAUAUUUAGUAUGGCUGCGAGAUAUUGCAAGGAAGUAGGUGAACUGUAUGAGCAGUUGCGGGAUUUGGAGGAGGCUAUCAAAUAUUUUAAGCGGGCAGCUGACUUAUUCCAAGGCGAAGCUGCAACAACGUCUGCAAGUCAAUGCAAGCAGAAAGUUGCUCAAUUUUCUGCCCAAUUGAAACGAUAUAUGAAGGCAAUUGAGAAAUUUGAAGAAGUAGCACAGGAAGCUGUCAACAGCAAUCUGCUGAGGUAUGGAGUUAGAGGGCAUCUACUAAACGCUGGUAUUUGUCAUCUCUGCAUAGGAGAUAUUGCUGCAGUGACCAACGCGUUGACCAGAUAUCAGAAUUUGGAUCCCACUUUCUCAAGGACUCGAGAGUACGUGCUUCUAACUGAUCUAUUGGCUGCAUAUGACAGGAAAGACGUUGAAAAGUUUACUGAAGUUCUGAUGGACUACGAUAGCUUAAGCCCUCUGGAUUCUGGGAAAACUACUCUUCUGCUGAGAAUCAAGGAGAAUCUGAAAGCUAAAGAGCAGAACGUGGAUCUAGCCUGAAUCAUGUCAAUCGAAAUACAUUCCAUGCCAAGUUGAAGAUUGUUAGUUUCAUAGUGUCAUAUGAUUGUUCCCGGUUGUAAAAAUGUAUACUAGUAGAUUCUUAGCUUUCUCAUUCUUCAUAAUCUGGGUAUCCUAGAAGAAUGUUUACCAUAGGCUAGAUUUGAUGCUUAACUGUGAGCUAAACUUUUGAGGUGAAGCGUUUGGAAUAUUUGUAUAAGUUAGGGGAUUGGAUAAGUUUUUAACAUUUUGGCUGAUAUAAUUCAAAACAUGUUCUAUGUGUAGAAUCUAAAGCGAUUAUUUUAUUAAAUAAUUAGCGUUAUAUUUCAUCCAUACAAUUUUAAUUGCAACACAUUUAUUUUCUUAGUAGAAAGUUUGUAAACAAUAGCAAUAUCCCCUUUUAUUGGUUCGUGUUUUUGAUGUCGUCGUUUUAUUUGUUUUCCUCUAAGUUUUGAUCAUGUUUCACUUCCAUUA
Chenopodium quinoa (quinoa) is the source of this 1573-nucleotide messenger RNA. RefSeq names its product alpha-soluble NSF attachment protein 2-like. The transcript is spliced from 9 exons. Gene Ontology annotation, biological process: intracellular protein transport; SNARE complex disassembly. Gene Ontology annotation, molecular function: syntaxin binding; soluble NSF attachment protein activity. Lineage: Eukaryota; Viridiplantae; Streptophyta; Magnoliopsida; Caryophyllales; Amaranthaceae. The record is from RefSeq and is a predicted model, not a curated record. Bases 242 to 1102 code for a protein of 286 amino acids. Gene Ontology annotation, cellular component: SNARE complex; vacuolar membrane.